CUCUGCUUGAGGAGGUUAUCGUUAGUAAUUCAUUCUCGUGUAAUUCAUUAUUGACACCAUCAUUGUGAAUUUAUAAAAGACUUUCUUCUCAGAUAAGUUUAAUUGAUAAAAUCAUGGUCAAACGUAAAAAUCAAGUUUUACUUGAUUCAGAGAGCAGCAACAGUGAAUCUAGCGGAAGCGAUUUGGAGACGGAGCUCUUGUCCCUUGCUAAGAAAAAGAAACUGAAGAAGAGUGAUGAUGAGUCGCCCACAGAAUCAAAUACAAAAAAAGCAACAGCUGCAUAUUCUGACUCAGACACUUCAUCUGGCUCUGAUGAUGACUGGGAUGCAAAGGGAAACAAAAACACCACGAAAAAGAAGAAGAAAACCAAAACCGCUCCUAAAAGAACUGUAUCCAAAUCUACUGAUGAAGAGUCUAGUGAUGAGGAAGAACCUGAGAAAAACAACAAAAGUUCAGAACCAGAAGAAGGUGAAGUUUCUGACUCGGACGAGAGUGAUUCAGAUUCGUCAGAUAGCCAGGAGGAAUUCAAUGAUGGUUAUGAUGAGAACCUGAUGGGUGAUGAAGAAGAUAGACGUAGGCUUGAGCAGAUGACUGAAAAAGAAAGAGAGCAGGAAAUCUUCAAGCGCAUUGAACAAAGAGAAGUGAUGAAAACGAGGUUUGAAAUAGAAAAGAAACUACGUUUGGCGAAGAAACAGGAAAUGAAGAAAAAGAAGGGUGGCACAACAAUAAAGAAGAGAGAGGAAAGAAUGGACCCAAAAGAGCGUAGCAAAGAGAGGAAAAAGACUGUUGAAGAAAACCGAGGAAAGGUUGAUAAAAAAGCACAAGCUAUGAAUCUGUUGAAAGCUAGAAGAGAAGAAAGGAAAGAACGAGAGGAAAAAGAAAAACAACAGAAAAUCGAGCAAGACAAGAAGAAAGAAGAAGAAGAAAAAGAAAAGGAAAGAGAAGAGGGGGAUAGAGGAGAAGAAGGUGAUGACGACGACGCAGCUUCAAGUAAACCUAAACUUAAGGCGUCUGACAUCUACAGUGACGACAGUGGCAGUGGCAGUGACAGCGAAGGGAAGGAGAAGAACAAAGCAAGAUCAAGAAGCAGCUCCAGCUCGUCCCAUAGUGAUUCUGACUCAGACAGUGGCUCGGACAAUAGGUCUGUGGCCAGUUCAAAAGUCAAGAAAGUGCAGUACAUUUCAACAAAAGAGGAACUCAACAAGAUUAGACUUUCCAGGCACAAGAUGGAGAGGUUUGUUCACCUGCCAUUCUUCAAUAGGGUUGUAGAGGGUUGUUUUGUCAGAAUUGGAAUCGGCAAUCAUAACGGAAAACCAGUUUACAGGGUUGCGGAGAUCAGUGGUGUGUGUGAAACCGCCAAGAUUUACCAGCUGGGAAACACUCGUACCAACAAGGGUCUGAAGCUGAGACACGGAGCGCAAGAGAGAGUGUUUCGACUGGAGUUUGUCAGUAACCAGGAGUUUACAGAAUCAGAAUACUACAAGUGGCGGGAGACAUGUGCCGUACAAGGCAUUUCCAUACCCACCGUAGACGACAUUGAUAAAAAACUCAGUGAUAUCAAGGAGGCAUUGAUCUACGAAUUUAAGGAGGAAGACAUUGAAAAGAUUGUCCAAGAAAAGGGAAGAUUCAAACAAAACCCUUACAACUACGCUAUGAAAAAGACUCAGUUAAUGAAGGAUAGAGACAUGGCCCAGUCUAGAGGAGACGAGGUGGAGGCUGCCAGGAUCAUACAACAGCUGCAUGAUCUGGAGGAGAGAGCCGUGGAGUUGGACAAGAUGAGGACCUCCACCAUCUCCAGCAUCAGCUACAUCAAUGACCGCAACCGCAAGAGGAACGUGGAGGAGGCGGAGAAGGCUAUCAUGGAAGAAGUAAAGGCGAAUAAGGGCAAGAAAAUUGAUGACCCGUUUACAAGACGUAGUACGAAGCCUACAAUGGUGUUCAAAGCACCUGAUUCAAAUCCCCCACCUCCUCCUCCAGAUGUAGCCUCCAAAGAAAACAUCGAGAGUCCUGCCAAGCCUGUGCCAGAGCCCAACAACAGGGUUGAGCCUGUCAAACCAACAGCUGACAAAGCCAAGACUGAGGACUUGUUUCUAGCUCACGACUUUGACAUCAAGAUCGAUUUGGAAGUGCCGUUACCAAAUAACCCAGUAAGUAUUACCCCAAAACCUUCCAACGCAAUGAAGGAUAGUGGGCCUCGACGUUCGUUGAACUUGGAAGAUUACAAGAAGAAAAGAGGACUUAUUUGAAAUAGGAAUUUUGGUUAAGUACUUUAAUUGAAGUUGUAACAUAUACGAAAUUAUUAUGUUUGUCAACUAUUUUUACAAGAGCACUAACCAAAAUAAAUUAUUUUAUUGUGGAGAGUAUUGCGUGUCAAAUAGUUUUAUACUUUUUUAAAUCGUUUUGUGGAAGUUACUUUAGUCUGUGUGUAUCCAAUUAGAUUGGAUCUUUCCUUUUGGGGUAAAAACACACAAGUGUCAAAAGCGAUUUGGAGCAACAGGAGAUAUAUGGUGAAUCCAGACCUCUAUGUGCUAGUCGCAGGUAUUGGCCAUGGUCACAAUCAAGACACAGGGUUUUUUUUACCUAUAAGGGAAAAGCUUAUAUUACAACAAACUGAGCACAAUCUGAUGGCAAGGAGGCAAGAUAGAAAAUAAAAAUAAAUUACAACAUUAAAGUUAGGUUAGAUUUUAAAAAUGUUUUGUAUGGAAAGUUUCCUGAUGACUUUGGAUCACAUUGUACAUUAUUGACUAAUUUUAAGUCUCUAGUACGUUUUGAAAGGGUUCACAUUACUAAUUGUGAUUGGGGGCGCAUGUUUUACCCAAAUAUGAGUGUAAAAUGAAGUGAGCGGUGUAGCUUUGUUACAACUAAGACCAGCUGUUUCAUUAGCCAGGACCAUCUAUUAAAAGCCCGAUGAUUAAGGACAGCUGGGUCCUAUUUCAAAACAUCUAAAAACUACAAACUUCUCAGGAUUGAAUCGGCGACCUUUCGAUUACUAUGUGACCACUAUAACCACUUGCUACCCAGCUUAGAUCACAAACUAAUGUCAAAGACUCAUUCCAAUCCCCAUGAAAAUUACAAAAUUUCAAUGAUGUUGGAAUUGAAAAAUGCCAUCCUCUACUUUAGGCCCCAGAAUUUCAACCACCCUAAAUUUUAAGACCCAGCUUUAAGAUGUGGUCUGCUAAGCAGUUAAAAAAUUCCUAUAUGCCAUACCUUUAAAGCUUACAACGUAACGAAACCAGACUCGCGGUUCACAAGUCCUUUAGUGUAGGUCACAAGACUUGUAUAUGUUGAGAGUUUGCGCCCUCAUUCCCCUUUCCUUGCGGAGGAAUUUGUCUCUUCCUUGUCCCCCUUGGCCCAAGCCCACCGAGCCCAUUUACUAAAGCGACCCUGGACUAACUUCAUCUGCCCCUCAAUCUCAAUCAAUAAGAAAAACCAUAGUUAUUUUUAAGGUACACCACCCACAGUCUUUCCUUGUGUACCACUUCCACUUGAAGGUUUACAUUUUAUUUUUCCCUCCAAACCAUACAGCUUGGCCUAUUUGUGUUUUUACCCUUUAAGUUUUAAAUGUGUAUAAUAUAUAUUAUACUGUUUACUUAUUUUAGAUCGGUAAACCUGACAUAGUAACCUGAAUAGUAAAAGUUUUUAGUUUACUGUGCCUAAACUUGCUUCUUCAUAUUAUAAACUGUAAAAUAGUAUAUUUCGUACCUAGGGCCAAAAAUGAGGUUUUGCUGGCUCGAGAUAGUUUUUAAGUUCGAGGCGAAGUCGAGAACUUAAAACGGUCGAGAGCUGCAAAACCAUUUCGGUCCGUAGUACAAACGCUAUUUUUCACCACACUAUACCUUAUUUCCACUAUUCACCACAAUAAUAAUGUACACUAACAGUCAACGCAACUACAACUUUAACCCUUCAACGCGCGAGUUUUUUUAAUAAAGACCAACCCUGCUGCGUGGGUUUUUUAGGCUUUCCAGCAGGCACGGAACGUUUGUACAAUAAACGCAUAUAACUUUGUUAUUUAUAAUUAUAUUUUAACAAUUCUUUUACCAAAUUAAACAGCAAAUUACUGGCUUUAAAAAAAAUAUAUAUAAUAGGCCCUACAUUAAAAGUCUAGGACAGUUAUAAAAGUUUUUCAUACCUUAAAAGUUGAGUUUGGUGUGGUAAUCUUCAAAACAUUCUCCCAAACAUAGUCCAGCUUCACAUUUUGGGCACCAGUACCUAGUGUCCCUUCUAAUUCCUCUCUUGGAACACACACAACAUCUUCUUUGAGCAUUCACUUUGUUUGCAGUAGGUGGAAUGAGGUAAAGGAAAUGUCUUUCGGUUAGCCGAGCUGGUUUGGGUUCAAUUGAUGGUAUACCACUUACAUUUCUCUGCACUUGGGAUCCAUAGGUUUCAAAUAACAUUUUUACCAGUUCUAAUCUGAAGGCAAAAUGUUCACUUUUUUGUUUGGUACAUUUCCAAAUAAGAUAGGAAUUUAAAACAGUAACAUUUAGCAGUCUUUUGAAAAUUUGUAUAUACCAUUUCUGCCCCCUCUUUCUUUCAAGAUGAUAACUGUGUAGCAUUUGAUCCCUCAAGUCAACCCCUCCCAUUUUUUUAUUAUAGUCAAGUACCAAAACUGGCUUAAUUUCUUGCUUACCACUCUUGCUAGUUUUCACUCCCAUUUCAUGGGAAUGGCGGGUUGAAAUAAGAGAGACAACUCGUUUAUCGCGCCAUUUCAUGAUCAUGACAUCUUCGCUAUGCAAUACAACUAUUUCACCCUUAUCCAACUUUUGACUUUUUACUUCAUCAGGUACACACUUCCUGGUCAGUUUCAUGGUGCCACAAGUGUCAGUUUUCCUUUCUUUCAAUAACUUUGAAAGUUCCGGUGAAUUGUACCAAUUGUCCAUCCAGAGUGUAAAACCCUUAUCGAGAAGAGGCGCCAUGAGAGAUAAAACAAUUGCAGUGGAUUUGUUUGACUUUGGUGGGACAAUAGGAUUGUCAAAAACCAUGCUUUUACCUGUGUAUAUAAGAAAUGACCAGGUAUACCCCGAAGAUGAUUCACAAAUCUCAAAAGACUUAAUCCCAAACUGAGCUGCCUUCAGCGGCAAAUACUGUUUGAACCCCAAGCGACCUUUCCACAAAGUUAACGAUUCAUCAAUUGAAAUAUUCUGGGAAAGGCCAUAUGCUGCCUGAAACUUAUUAUUUAAAUGAUCAAUGAUAGAAAAAAUUUUAAACAAACCUUUCUGUCCAUUGUACUCACUGAGUUUCGUUUCAUCGCAAAAAUGCAAGUACUUGGAAAUGAGCUGAAACCGCUCCAACGGCAUUGUACUUGGAUACACAUCAGUACGUAACAAACCAUUUUUUGAAUAGUAUGCUCUAAGACUAGGCCUUUGGUCAAUACCCAUAAGCAUCACUAGGCCAAAAUAAACAUACAGUUCAUUUUUGGUAACAGGGACCCACUUCCAUGUACGAGAAAACUGAUGGAAUAUCAUUCCCUGCUUCCUAUGCUGCUGCUCCGCAUAGGUAUUUGUACUAUGGACAAUAAGGUCCAUGAUUGUGUCAUCAAAGAAAUAUUUUAAAAUAUCUAACUCAUUUUCAUAAUUUAUUUUGGGACCUACCUCACCCAUACCAAUAAAAUUUUCCUUUUGAGGUACGUACUAUUCAAUGACUAUUCAUAAUUCUCAACGGAUUCCCAAAUCAUUUGUGGUACAUUUUCAGCAGGCCUACGUCUAGCAGAGAGAGGAUUGUCACCUCCCGCACCAGCCACUACAUCCUCAAUUGUCAUUUCAACAUUGUCCAAUUCCAUUGGUUGGGGGGGUGACAUAGGCCUAGGUGAAAGAGGCGUUGGUGAAGGCGUAGGGCUAGGCCUAGGCUCACCACCACCAAACUCACUAACAGGAACAUUAGGUGUAACUGUCGCUAAAUCAUCGUCACUUUCUGGAUUUUCAUCUUCGGGAUUAUCACCUUGUAACUGUGCAAAAUCUAUAUCAUCUUCAUCACUCUGUACAUCGUCAACAAAUUCCGACAGCAGCCAACGAUCUAUUUCACUACUACGAACCAUACCAUAACAGAGAACUUACACUACAAUUCAAUCACUAUCCACUGAAAUAAAAACUUUUCUGCUCCACAAAACCACUAGAAACUAUAUUAAAACAUUAAAAAAUAAUAUCUUAAUCGGCAUUCACUCAAUAAUAACAGAAAACAUCUAAAUACGUAAACAAACAAACAACGACGUAACCAAGACGACGCGAGUGAAAUUUUUCUGCUCAAACGCCUGUAAACAUUCGUCACCAAAGGCAACCAAAAGUUUCUAAAACCGGGUAUUUCUGUAGUUUCAUGUAGCCCUACUGACCCCCCAACGUACUGCAAUAUCGAUCGCGUCCAGAUGUUUGCGGAUUUCCCCGAUAGGUAGGAGCAUCGGACGGAACGUCUGAGAACGUACGCAAUACGUCAAAACGCAGCAGCGGGCGGAGCAGUACAGACGUAUCACGUACGUCAAAACGUCUUGAAGGGUUAAGGUUACGUAGAGAAAUAAAUGGAGGAAUCAGCAAAAAUAAUAAUAAACAGUUGCUAGGCAGCGGUGACAAAAAAACAAGUCUAUUGCAAUGCUAUGGAUACAGCUUGUGUAUUUAAUAUACAUUAUUUGUUUAAGUGAAUAAGCAAACAGUUGAUUUUGCGGCCCUAGGUAUGUAAAAACCUGCUCGGUCCCCAAAAUGACGAUGACAUCUGGCAUGGGCAGCAAAACGUAACUUUCAGCAUAGACAAAAAUAAUAAAAUAUAUGGUGCUGCGGUUACCAUGGUUACAAUAGGUUCUGGCGCACACCGCUGUUAGCGCCGUGUAGUUACAUGGCGCUCCCAGAGGCGUGCGCCACAGAACCUAUGGUAACCGCAGCACGGCUGAUGGUCUAUAUUUAAUGCUUUUUGUCUAUGCUUCAGCCACCAAUUAAUGUAUGUGAAACAGAUAAAAACAUCAUAGUGUGGCAAAAAUUACUUUUGUCUUUAUUUGUACCAUUUUACAAUUGUUGGCAGUUUUAACAUUAUUUGUAAAUAAAUUAUUAUGCGAAUAUCGUGUGAACAGUCAUAUUUUAUGUUAAUUUUCAAGUCCUAGUGUAAUGUAUGUAAGUAAAUCAAAGAGUAUAAAAUGUGUAAUAAGUUUAGAUACAUUGUGAAUGUGUUAAUAUGUCCAAUUCUACCCAGUAAAACAGAAGAAUCAUUAAUUGCAAUGUUGAAUACUCAUUCCACGUUAUUUUAUUUUUCACAGUUGAAACCAAAAUGCUUCAAUUAUGGGCAAUAGGGGUUUUUCUAUCCUUUUUAAUGUUUACAAAAUACAAAGAGUUCAAAAUGUAAGUGCCUGUUCUAGCCAAAACUUGAAAUAGUUGAGUUAAGCUGUGUUGUGCAAUAUGGGAGGUGACAUCUAGGUGUUGAUGUGUUAUUUGUAUGCUUUAGUGGUUUAAAGGAAUCUCCAUUCACCAAAUCCAUGACUAGUACUGGUUGAUGUAAUCUCAAUUUUAUGUCUCAGUUGUCAAAAUUAUUAAGUACUUCCUCUAAAUGUUGUCUUGUGAGAAUCGUGUUUUUAAAUUUUGUGUGAAUAUAAUGUAAUUUUCAUUUUUAAAUUUUUUAGUAAGGAACUGUUCAAAACCUGUUGUGUUACUAAUUAAACCUUUUGUUGUAUAAAUGUUUAUUACCAUAUCAAAAGUGUAAAUAACAGUAAAAUUAUAAAAAAGGAAUUGUUUUUAGGAAAAAACAUUUAGCUUGGAUUAUUUAUUUAAGAAAGGAAUUGUGUAAUUGUAAUUAAUUUUUAAUGAAAUAGGAUUCAGAAAGCAAUAAGAUUUCUUGUAUUGACGUAGUUGUUGAAGAGGUUUGUAGAUUGUGGGCUUCAAUAGAACUCUUUCUCUUAUCUAGGAAUAUUCCAAAUUUUCGUUUUUAAUGGUGGACAAAUUAUUUUUUAAAUACAAAUGGCAGAGAUAGUGUUUUAUUAGUUAAAAUGUAAAAUAUGUGUUUCCCGAUUUUACGAUAAAGGAAAAAUGUGUCAAAAUUGUCUUUAAAAUAAAACUAAUUAAAUCAGAUCUCGUUUUAAAAUAAAACUAGACAUUUUGUGUAUUUCAUCUCAAUCACUAGCUGUUGCCAUGUGCUGCUUUAAUAACUAAGCAAACAUAUAAUAAUCAAGAGGUUGAAUAAUUUAUGUUAUUAUAUUACUCCCUCCGGUUAAUUAUGAUCAAUACGUGACGACGUGUGCACAAAUUACACAUUUAACAGGGUUCAACGUUUCUUUCUGAGACAAAAUGAGUAAUGCACCCUUUUACCCUUGUACCCUUUUACUUUUCAAAGAUGUUUUUUCAAUUGUUAGGUUAUGUUAGUACUAAUGAUUAUCAAGAUUAUUAAAGAUUUGUAGCAAAGACUAUUAAGAUUAAAGACAAUUAGUAUGUGAUAAAAACUUCUAAAUUACAGUAAAAUAAAUACAGACAUGUAAAGUUUUACAACUAAAAGAGUGAUUAUUAUCAAUUGAGAUGGGAACGCCACCCAGGUGCAUAUUUUAACUGAAAUAUGCGUGAAGGAUGAGUGUAGAAUGAGGUAAGAUGCCUUCCCUAGCUUUGUUACUUACCAACUACCUGGCUAUUUCAUUAUCCAGGACCAUUUAUUAAAAGCCCAAUAAUCAAGGACUAGCCUACAAACUUUUCUCACAAUCGAACUGGCGACAUUUUGAUUAGCACUAUAACCAAACACUCAGAUGCCCAGCUAUAUCUAGUGUAUGGCAACCUCGCAACGCACGGCCAGCCUGUUGCCAUGGUAAUACCAAAAAAAAAACCAAAAGUGUACAUUAUAAAGAUUGUGCAGACACUCCAUCAUAAAUUUGUGCAACAGCUGGUUUGGUUUGUCAUGCAGGCCUUGUAUUAGAGGGGGCCAUGGUCAUGCUGCCUUUAAGUAAUGAUAAUAAUAAUAAUGAUGUCGACUGGAUUUAUGAACAGACAGUAAACCGCCAAUAUUAUAUACUAGUUGCUCUGCCCGUGCUGUGCUACGGGGUGAGAAUGCAGAAAAGAAUAAUAAGGUUACAACACACUUACCACAAAAAAUAUAGGCAAAGCUCAAUCGUUCUUAUUAAUUAUUUAAAUGCAUAUUUCUUAAUGUUUUACCAUCACUUUAUAUAGUGUAUUGCAAUAUAUGCAAGAGUGUAAUUCAUUGACCACAUGGAACCAAGAAACAAAUCUUCAUAAUAAGCCAAUUUAAUUAAAUGGUAGGACAAAGCAUAACAGCUGGAUUAGUAAAUUUUCUUCAUAAGAAAUACAUUGGGAUUUUGAUGGCCUGUGGGGCAAAGCUCGAAUCCUUUUGUUACAGGAAUUGGUGAAAGGGGGCGUCUACACAAAAAAUACUUAAUUUUGACACAUUGUGAAAAUCCGUUCAUUAUUAUCGGAGUAGUGUUUCGUAGAAAACGCUUUCACGUAUUAUAUAUACGGUAAGGAUUUUUUAAAGGAUUGUUAACAUAUUGUUUACUAUACAAUAUACAUACUUUAGGUUAUGAUACAGAUGUUUCGGGAUUUAUUCUGGUUUUAUCAGUAGAUACUGCAGUUUUUAGAAAGUUGUAGGAGUGUAAAUAAUGUGUAGAUAUUUAAUUCAACUGUUGGUUAGUGCUCUUUAUUUGUCAAUACAAAGUGUAAAUAUUGUAGGCUUACUAUCUUAAAAUAAACUUAUGGUCUUUUUAUCGACUCUUAUGAGAUUAAUCAUUGCUUGAGGUAACAUUGUUGUAGUUAAUUUAUUAUUUUAUAACAAUUUUUAAGGAAUUCAGUUUGUUCUGAUUAUUUCCCAUCAAAUUAUUUAUUAUAUUAAUUCCUCCUGUAAAACUGGUUUUAUAAAUAAAGUUUGUAAAUUUUA
Messenger RNA from Macrosteles quadrilineatus (aster leafhopper), 9837 nucleotides. Its product is annotated as RNA polymerase-associated protein RTF1 homolog. NCBI's taxonomy places the organism in Eukaryota, Metazoa, Arthropoda, Insecta, Hemiptera, Cicadellidae. The transcript has 15 exons. The record is from RefSeq and is a predicted model, not a curated record. Gene Ontology annotation, cellular component: Cdc73/Paf1 complex. Gene Ontology annotation, molecular function: RNA polymerase II C-terminal domain phosphoserine binding; DNA binding. The coding region runs from base 114 to 2246 and encodes 710 amino acids.